This is a messenger RNA of Syzygium oleosum, 1778 nucleotides long. RefSeq lists its product as uncharacterized. The transcript is spliced from 4 exons. The record is from RefSeq and is a predicted model, not a curated record. Lineage: Eukaryota; Viridiplantae; Streptophyta; Magnoliopsida; Myrtales; Myrtaceae. The coding region runs from base 386 to 1285 and encodes 299 amino acids.
CAGAAACUGCUGAAUUGUUUUUUUUUGUAGAUGAAAGCGCAAAAACCUAAACUUUCACGCCAUUUUCUCAGUUGCUUACCUUUAAUCAAUGCUGGCCUUCAGCUUCUAAGUUUUGCCUUUGCGUUUCCUCUCUCCAACAUUGAUAAAACCCUCUCAUCUACCAGUCUUCCCGACCUACUCCGACCCCAAUGCGUGCGCAGAGCUCUCGCUGAAAGCGCCACCCCCACGUUUCCUUCCUGCGGGGAAAAUACACCCCACGUUCGGAUUCUUGGGUACCUAUCCGAUUUCCGCUGAAACCCUCGAGUUCGCGGGGGGAUUUCUGCGAUUGGGUGCCUUAAAGUUUCGAUUUUUUUUUUGGCAGUUUCUUGUUUUUUUCGGGUGUUCGAUGACUUUUUAUGAAGAAGAUGAGGUGGUUCCGGAGCUGAGGGUGAGAGUCGGGGAGGAGGGCGAGGGGAACAAAGGGGGUUAUGUCGACCUGGGAAUGCGAGAUCGCUCGGGGAAUCGCGAAGCGGAGAGAGAUCCUCCUUCUCCCAGAAGAAGGUGUAGACGGUUCGUGUGGUAUCUGGCGAAGCUGUUCUUGCUGUUCUCUUGCCUGGGCUUGUUGGCUGGGGUUUGCAUCAAAUGGGUCUGGCCGUUUCUCAUGGACAAGGAAGUUAUCCCCAUAAUAAACUGGGAGACCGCGACAUUUAGUCAUCCGGUUCUUGCACUUCUAGUCUUUGCUUCUGUGGCUAUAUUCCCCACCCUGCUCAUACCAUCAACCCCUUCCUGGUGGGUUGCUGGAAUGACAUUUGGCUAUGGCUACGGAUUCUUGCUGAUUAUGUCAGGAGUAAUUGUGGGUGUAUCGCUUCCAUAUUUCAUUGGCUCUCUCUUCCACCAGAAAAUUCAAACCUGGCUAGAAAAACAUCCAAAGAGAGCUUCCCUGAUAAGGUCAGCUGGCAGAGGAAAUUGUUUUGAUCAGUUUCGAGCUGUUAUUUUGAUCAGGAUAUCUCCAUUCCCUUAUAUUUUAUAUAACUACUGUGCUGUGGCGACAAAUGUGAGAUACUUCCCCUACAUUCUUGGGUCGCUGAUUGGUGUCGUGCCAGAAAUAUUUGUUGCAAUUUACACGGGAAUCCUGAUAAAAACUCUUGCUGAUGCUUCUCACGAUCGGCACUCUCUAUCUGCUCCCCAGAUAGUAAUGAAUGUGCUUGGCUUCUUGGGGACAGUUGCUACCACGAUUAUUUUCACUGUUUAUGCAAAAAGGCAACUCAAAACAAUUCAGAGGGAAGGGGAGCCAUUACUAGAAUGAGAUGGCUCCUGCACUGGGUUGAAAUGUAAAGAUUUGCGCUCAGAGCACUUAAGGUGGCACAUCUGAUUGCAAUAUACUGCAGGAUGAGGUUCAUUUAUUAUGGAACUUCAAUCUGUUGUGAAGUUGAUUCUUAAUGGGAAUGGCAUUCGAGUAAUGGUAAUGGUUGGGAGUCAAGACUGGUAUCUAACAUGAUUCUACUUUCUGGAUCGAGCAUAGGGGAAGUUUUCAUGUUCUAGAUCUGAAUCAUUCGAUACUCUGAAACAACGGUGAUAUGGCAAGAACCUGAUCUUCCUUGUUGCCGAAUAAUGCCUCGUCCAUUAGGUAAGCAGGUUCUUAGUUAUCAGCUGUAUAGGGUUGAAUCUGUUUCAGAAGUUGAAACCAAUUCAUGCAGAUUCUUGUCUGUAUAUAAGAAUAUCAAUCUGAUUGACUUGGACACUCUUGUGGUUACCGUUUACUGUCUUUUAACGGGCAAAUUCCUACGGAUUGUUACUUU